GGGACUAGGGAGUACAUGUAAAUUAAACUUAGCAGAAACUAAGUAUAAAUUCCAUGAAGUUUGCUAGCCUAUGCAUAAUUCCAACAGAAAAAGUGUUCCUGACUUUUUAUUAGCAUAAUUCCCUGGCCAUAUUUCUCCUCUAUCUUUCAUCAACAGUCAACACUGAGGUGAAGAGUAUCUAGAUGGCAAGCUUUUACCUCCAAGGCCCAGCUAUUGUUAGAAGUUUUGCCCUGUCUGCUUCAUCCAAUGGAUCUCCUGCGACGACUCAGCGAGUUGGACCAGUGGUGUUGGAACUUCCAUUAGCUAAAAUACGGAGACCACUAAUGCGUACAAGAGCAAAUGAUCCACAAAAGGUCCAAGAACUCGCGGAUAGCAUCAAGGAGAUUGGUCUUCAAGUGCCUAUUGAUGUUCUGGAGGUUGAUGGAGUGUACUACGGUAUGUCGAUGUUUCUCUGGUUGCCACCGUUACGAGGCGCAUCAGCAGUUAGGGCUCCCAACAAUACGCUGCAAGGUCCGGCGUGGAACAAAAGAAACCUUAAGGCAUCAUCUUCGUUAAAGCCGGUGGAGUAAUUUACAUCUUGGAUUUUCAGCAAUAUUCUCUGCAUUAUUAACUAAUUGCCAUAGUAGCUGCACGAAAUAUAUACAUGAUGGAUAUCAUGAUUAUCAGUAGUUGGCCAAAACAGAGAAAAAGAACAAGGGUCAAUGUUCAAGCAAGGAGAUGCUUAUUUAUACCUGUACCAAUAAGCAACAUUUGAUCUCUGUACCAAUAGAAUUUGAUACAAUGAUUAAAUGAUAACACUACUCCAAACUUAUAGGAGUAAGUAGGGGCUUGUUUGAAAAGAAAGCUUCCAGAUUUGCUACCAUAAUAUCUUCUGCAGCAUUAAAGGAUUCCGGAGUCAAGACAGCUCGGUGAGAAGACAGAACCACAUUCUCUAAACCAAACAGUUCUUUAGGAACAUUAGGCUCGUCUUCAAACACAUCAAGACCAGCUCCACCAAUUUUACCUUCCACCAAAAACUGCACCAACUCAGUCUCUUUGAUUAGAGCACCUCGUCCAAUGUUAAUGACAACGCCUUCCUUCCCUAACGCAGCCAAGACGUCCUUGUUGAUCAUGUGGUGCGUUUGGUCGGUUAAUGAGCAGCAAAUGAUCAGGAUAUCGCUUCCACGUGCCAAUUCGGAGACAUUGGCAUAGUAUGGGAGAGAAACCGAGGGUUUCUUUUGCCUAGAGUUGUAUGCAAUGUUGCAACCAAACGAAAUAAGUCUCGUUGCAACCCGAGAACCAAUGCUUCCAAGGCCAACUAUGCCUACUCGCUUUCCACGCAACUACAAUUGAAAAUUAUCUAGUUAUUGAACUGUAUCAGCAAGUAUUCUUCAGAGAUAUAUGGACAGAAGUAUAGUAAAUUA
Messenger RNA from Beta vulgaris subsp. vulgaris (sugar beet), 1403 nucleotides. RefSeq names its product sulfiredoxin, chloroplastic/mitochondrial. The transcript has 6 exons. Gene Ontology annotation, biological process: cellular response to oxidative stress. The record is from RefSeq and is a predicted model, not a curated record. Gene Ontology annotation, molecular function: sulfiredoxin activity. NCBI's taxonomy places the organism in Eukaryota, Viridiplantae, Streptophyta, Magnoliopsida, Caryophyllales, Amaranthaceae. Gene Ontology annotation, cellular component: cytoplasm. Bases 183 to 569 code for a protein of 128 amino acids.